GAAGUUGGCGAGAUGAUGAAACUCAGCGCCAAGACGACGACGAAGGCCAGCGACGAGUCGCGCGAGCGGGUGCAUUGGAAGCCGCACAGGUUGAUAAAGCGCGACAUGUAUUUGGAAGGGAUACAGGACCCGAAGGAGCAACAGAUCGAGUUCAGGCGCAGGGUGAUGAGCAGGCAGUACUCUGUUCGCCCAUGCCCUCGCUCCGAGGGCGGCUUCCUCAUCGCAGAAUUUCAGGUUUUUUUCGAGGACAACGUAUUGUCGAAGUCGACAGAGGCCAGCGUGGAAAAGGAGAGCUCCAGCACCAUGACGGCCGACCAGCUCGAGGCGGCGCUCCAGGCGAUGACGAGCAACGUCAGUUCCAGCUUGGCCGAUGUCCAGCAAGCCCAGAGGAGCAGUUGUUCAAUGGGCGAUCCAGCUGAUCAUGUCGCUGUUCCAGAGGAGUUCGUGGAGAACUUGGUGAACACCUCCGCUGACGGCUCCUUUCGGCUGUCGGCCUCCCUUGGCGAGUUCAUGAAUGCCCAGACCGAGCGGGCCGACAAGGUUCGCGCAGCGUCUCGCUUGGAGCUGAUGGAGGACAUCGAUGCUAAGAACGCUGCCAGGGAUCAGAAGACGGCAAAGGUCAACCCAGUGACGCUUCGUUUGAACGCCACGAAGCUUGUCAACAAAACAGAGAGCGCCCUGACUUCUGCACUUGACUGUCAAGUUAGCGAGGGCAUCUCAGUACUCGAGUACAUGAGGAGCAAGCUUUCGAUCGAAGACUUGUCGGAUGAACCCUGGGCGCCGUUCCAGACGAAACUUGUCGCUCUCAAAGAUGCUUCAGAUGCGGAGGCCACGAGGAUCAAGGAUAAGCUGGCUGUGUUGAGCUCGUCUAUCGAGGAGGGGAAAUGGGACCAGUCGAUGACCAAAGUUAAGGAGGAGUUGAAAUGCAUCUGCAUGGAGGCGCGUGCUGAGACAUCACACCAGACCCCGACGAAAAAGAUGUUGGCGGAGUGCCGCCAGCUCUUGGCGAAGACGUCCAGCGGCGGCACCGCCAAGAAGAGGAAGGCCGGGGCGUCGCCAGCCGUAAACAUCGGAGAAGAGUCUGCUGACUACCGCUUGGCACUCAACAUCGUCAAGGCCACGGUCAAGAGCGCUCCGAAAGUUUCAGGCUCCUCCCUGUCCAAUCUCGACUUUGGCCAUUCUCUCCUUGUCGAUGUCAGUGCCUCCUCAAAGAAGCUGCUGACCGAUAGUGGGUUCAAGGUCUUACUCAAGUGGAUGAAGGACAAGAGCCAGGCCUGGGGCGAUGAACCCACCCCUGUGUACGGAGCGGUUACGCAGCCGACAGUGCUUGCAACGCUUCGUCAGAUUGUGGCGUCGCCGAUCGUUUUCAAGAGCCCUUGCGUCCCCAUCUCGCCAAAAGAUCAGGCGCUCCACAAAGCGGUCUACGGUGUGCAGGUGUUCGUUACCCCUGGCGGGCAUUGCCAGGCCGGGCCGCCAGCCUACGGGGUAAGUGAAGUGCGCCUUCUCACAGUCGGAGAAGAGUUAUUUGUCGGAGUGCGUGCCAAGAAGGAGGACUCGUUGGCUGAGCAGGUGCAGUGGCUCAAGAGCCAGACAGGGGCCGCCUUGCUCUCGAUCGCCGACUUCGCUUUCGUCAUCCCUGAGGGCCACCUCGCCAUUUUACCGUGCAGCUUCAUCUACUUGAUUCAUCGUCCAGUGGUGUGUCAGGGGCUGCGCUGGGGCUUCUCGGGAGGGUGGCCAUCAGAACUCGCCGCGACGCAGAUGGUCGUCGCCAGUGUCAUGGAGGCCCGCGCGGCCCUCCGUGGCACUGCCUACGAGCAGUGGUGGGAGAAAUUGAACGACCUCGUUGCCCAGGAGAAAGCCACGACGCCCAUUGCGUGA
Prorocentrum cordatum is the source of this 1878-nucleotide messenger RNA. The record is from the annotation of a GenBank genome assembly. Lineage: Eukaryota; Dinophyceae; Prorocentrales; Prorocentraceae.